UGGAGGGAAGGGAUCGGUUCAGUCUGAGCUCGGCUGCUGGCGGGCGCGUUUGCACUCCAGCUAACACAGACGGCGCCGGUAGCAGGAGGAGGUAGUGCAGUUCCGUGUCCAUCAGCCGGGGCACCUGGCCCCGCUGCUCGCUCUGGUCUGCCGGUUCAGUCGGAGGAGCAGUGGAGUGGGGGGACAGCGUUGUGCCCCCCGGGCCAGCACAGACACUGACACCAACCUCUUUUCUUUUUUUUCUGUUUUUUUUUUUUUUUUUUUUUUUCCACCCCCCUAUUAUUUUAUUUUACCAGCUCAGAUUUAGCCCAGGAUCUUUUAACUGCUGCCAGCGGUGGAGCACAGAUCGGGAUUAGAACUUUUCCUCCCCUGCUCCCAAGAUCCUCCUCCUGAGUGGCUACUAUGGGAAGUAAGACCUUGCCGGCCCCAGUGCCUAUCCAUCCUUCCCUCCAGCUCACCAACUACUCUUUCCUGCAAGCAUUCAACGGGCUGCCCACUGUGCCCUCUGACCACCUCUCCAACCUCUAUGGCUUCAGUGCCCUGCACGCCGUACACUUACACCAAUGGACUUUGGGGUACCCGGCCAUGCAUCUACCCCGCUCCUCCUUCUCCAAGGUGCCCAGCGUGUCAAGCCUGGUGGAUGCACGGUUCCAGCUGCCAACCUUCCCGCUCUUUCCACAUGUCAUCCAGCCCAAACAAGAGGCCACCAAUGUGACCCUCAAAGCUAAACCCCGCUUUGACUUUGCCAACUUAGCAGUGGCUGCCACACAAGAGGACCACUCUAAACUGGGACAGUCAGACACUCAGGGCUCGCCCCCAGGGUUGGGGUCCUUACUUGAGGUGACUAAACUCUCUCCAGAGAAGAAACCCACACGGGGAAGGUUACCAUCUAAAACCAAGAAGGAGUUUGUGUGUAAAUUCUGUGGCAGGCACUUCACCAAGUCCUACAACCUUUUGAUCCAUGAAAGAACCCACACUGAUGAACGACCUUACACAUGUGACAUUUGCCACAAGGCCUUCAGAAGACAGGAUCACCUGAGGGAUCACAGAUAUAUCCAUUCUAAAGAAAAGCCUUUUAAGUGUCAAGAAUGCGGGAAAGGAUUUUGCCAGUCCAGAACACUAGCUGUCCACAAGACACUGCACACGCAAGUAAAGGAACUGAAACCUGCCAAACUUAAGUGCUGAAUCUCCAACUUCUAUGAACUUUUCCUCUCCCUCAGACUUUCCACCAAAACCAGAGCAGAAACAAAACUUUCAGGAUGGAAGCACUGAACUUUGCAUUUUGUUUUUGUUUGUACUUUCAAAAGAGCAAAACCCGCACCACCACCUUCCCUGCCUAAACUAACUAUCCAAGCAUGGCUAAAAAGAUUAUUUUUGCAUUUAAAAUA
Neopsephotus bourkii (Bourke's parrot) is the source of this 1388-nucleotide messenger RNA. RefSeq names its product odd-skipped related transcription factor 1 (gene OSR1). Gene Ontology annotation, biological process: urogenital system development; embryo development; regulation of transcription by RNA polymerase II. The transcript is spliced from 3 exons. Gene Ontology annotation, cellular component: nucleus. Bases 403 to 1185 code for a protein of 260 amino acids. NCBI's taxonomy places the organism in Eukaryota, Metazoa, Chordata, Aves, Psittaciformes, Psittacidae. The record is from RefSeq and is a predicted model, not a curated record. Gene Ontology annotation, molecular function: RNA polymerase II transcription regulatory region sequence-specific DNA binding; DNA-binding transcription factor activity, RNA polymerase II-specific.